AUGGCACGUGUAAAGCUCUUCAAAAAUCAAGGCAUCUUGAGAUUGCUCUUGAUUGUCAUGGUUGUGUUCUCCAUGGUUCCCAAGGUGAAAGCUUGGACAGAAGCCGACUUUGAGAUUUUUGAUAUCGUUGACGCCUUGGAGAAGGCUGAAGGCAAGGAUACCAACUUUUAUAACUGGCUGGGCGUAGCUCCCUCAGCAAGCCAAAAUGAGAUCAGUAAGGCUUAUCGUAAGCUUUCAUUGAAGUGGCAUCCUGACAAGAAUAAGGGCGAUCCUAAGGCAAAGGAGAGAUUCACGCGUUUGGGUGUUAUUGUGUCAAUUUUGCGUGAUCCCACUAGCCGUGAACGCUAUAACUUCUUUUACAAGAAUGGCGUACCUCGCUGGCGUGGUACUGGUUACUUGUACAGCCGUUUCAGACCUGGAUUAGGCACAGUUACUGUUGUACUUUUGCUGAUUGCUGCCGGUAUGCAACACAUUGCUGGUCAAAUCAACUACUAUCAAGAGAAACGUAAAAUUGCUCAAUUCGUUGCUGAAGCCAGAUCCCACAUGAUUCACGAUGCUCCUAAAGGUCGUGCUGCCACUCUAGGUCGUAGCUAUGUUGAAGUAGGUCAAAGAAAUAUGCGCUGUGAAGUCAAGAGUGAUAACUACAUUGUGGUGUACCCUGAUGAACGUACAGGAGAGCCUAUUCAUUUGAAUACCGAGUGGGUAACCAAGCCAACGGUCAGCAAUCUUUUCAUUGUUGCUUGGCCCAAACGUUGGAUCUACAAGGCAUUAGGCAAGAAAGACGAAUUUGAAGAAGAGUUUGAAGAGGAAAUGGUCGAAGGUGAAGAGGAAGAGGUAUCAGGAAAAGAUCAAAAGAAGGCUGCUGACACCUCGAAUACCAAGAAGAAGUCUCUUCGUAAGAGAGGCGGUGGAGAAAAAGUCAAUGUGAUGGGUGCCAAGGUUGGUGGUCGUAGAAGACCAACCAAAAAUUAA
Messenger RNA from Mucor velutinosus, 972 nucleotides. RefSeq lists its product as uncharacterized. The coding region runs from base 1 to 972 and encodes 323 amino acids. The record is from RefSeq and is a predicted model, not a curated record. Lineage: Eukaryota; Fungi; Mucoromycota; Mucoromycetes; Mucorales; Mucoraceae. The transcript is spliced from 4 exons. Gene Ontology annotation, cellular component: endomembrane system.